Brachypodium distachyon (stiff brome) is the source of this 1517-nucleotide messenger RNA. RefSeq names its product probable xyloglucan endotransglucosylase/hydrolase protein 8. NCBI's taxonomy places the organism in Eukaryota, Viridiplantae, Streptophyta, Magnoliopsida, Poales, Poaceae. Bases 334 to 1257 code for a protein of 307 amino acids. The record is from RefSeq and is a predicted model, not a curated record. The transcript has 4 exons. Gene Ontology annotation, molecular function: xyloglucan:xyloglucosyl transferase activity; hydrolase activity, hydrolyzing O-glycosyl compounds. Gene Ontology annotation, biological process: cell wall biogenesis; xyloglucan metabolic process. Gene Ontology annotation, cellular component: apoplast; cell wall.
GCAACGGUGCGAUUUCACCCUACGGACGCAACCAGAGGGCAACAAUCCUGUCUUCUCUUCCAGUCCAGCUCGGCUACACGCUUGUUGAGGCACCGGCGUCACUUUAGAACGGCAGCUGCUUAAACAACUCCUGUCAAAGCGCUCUCUAGUUUAUAAAAGCUGUUACGCGGUGGUCCGUCUUGUUUUGUGCUUUGCCCGAGACCAAAGCUAAGCACACACUCGUCCGCUCCGCUCCUCUGCCCGUUUGUGUGUGGCUUUGCCGUCGCCAUUGCCGUUGCCCCUUCUCCUCUUCUCAUCGACACAAUCCUUUUUUUCUCUCUGGGUUUGUCGACGAUGGGCUCGUGGAAGCGCCGCCCGUGCGUCGGCGCUCUCCUGGCGUGCGCCGCCAUUGCCGUUUCUUGCUGCUUGCAGGGCGCCUACGCGGUGGCGGCCCCGUCGUUCGGGGACAACUUCGAGAUCACCGGCGCCGAGGACCACGUCAAGACCUCCGCCGACGGGCAGACGUGGUACCUCUCUCUCGACAACAAGACAGGCGUCGGGUUCCAGACGAAGCAGAAGUACUUGUUCGGGUGGUUCAGCAUGAAGCUCAAGCUCGUCGGCAACGACUCCGCCGGCGUUGUCACCGCCUACUACAUGUGCUCGGACCUGGACGCGGCGCCGGAGCGUGACGAGCUGGACUUCGAGUUCCUGGGCAACCGCACGGGGGAGCCCUACAUCAUCCAGACCAACGUGUACCAGGGCGGCGUCGGCGGCCGGGAGAUGCGCCACUCGCUCUGGUUCGACCCCACCGCCGAGUUCCACACAUACUCCAUCCUCUGGAACCCCAAGCAGAUCCUAUUUUUCGUGGAUAAGGUGCCGAUCAGGGAGUACCGGAACUCGGACAAGCCCAACAACAAGUUCUUCCCGAUCGCCAAGCCCAUGUACGUCUUCUCCAGCAUCUGGAACGCCGACGACUGGGCCACGCGUGGCGGCCUGGAGAAGACGGACUGGACCAAGGGCCCAUUCGUCUCCUCCUACAGCGACUUCACCGCCGACGCCUGCGCCUGGGGCGCGGCGGCGGGGGCGGCGACGCCGGCGUGCGCGGCCAAGACCGGCGACAGCUGGUGGGACCAGCCGCCGGCGUGGGCGCUCGACGACGGCCAGCGGCAGGACUCCGGCUGGGUGGCCAGGAACCUCGUCAUCUACGAUUACUGCGACGACCGCAAGAGGUUCCCCACCGUGCCUGAGGAGUGCGCGCUCAGGACGACCGCCUCGUGAUUCGUGCGUCGGGUCCUCCCAGGGUGAUGUGCGGCCAGGAUCGUCCGUCCCCUUCCGUAUUCUUUUUUUGGGGGUCUGUCUAGCGGUGUAACUAUCAGAGAUUUGAUUGGUGGGUGGAUUAUUAUUUCUGAAAUUUGCGUUCCAGAACACUGUGGGAGUGUGGGGUGGAUGGCAGGAUGGGCGAUUUGUUUCGCGAACACUAGAGUUCGUAUACACGAGCAUGGGUAGCAAGCAAAAAAUAUAUAUUUUGGCUGCGUAUA